UGCUGUGUGGAGAGAUUUGACGGAGGGACACUCCUGUACAUGGACCAUCACUGCGCUGCAAUCCGCCGCCUGCUCACGCACACACACGCAUGUAAUGCCUCGCUGAAAUCUGGACGUACACGGUGGAGAAAACGCGCAUGUGAAUAUUUUUAUUUUUGCAUGUCAGGAGAGGAGGAACUAGUCGCCGGUUCCGCGGCUGUUUGUCUUUUCUUAUCGCUUCUCCCCCCCCCCCCCCGUAUGUCACUCUAAUUAAUCGGAGGCAUGUGGAAUCGCACCAGGAUUAGGAAUCGCUUCCCAAUAUUGUGCCUGCUGUUGACGUUAUGGACGGAGGUGUCCCAGUCAACCGGCUAUUUCGAGCUGCAGCUGAUCACCGUGGCGAAUGUAAACGGCGAGUUGGCGGACGGGGAGUGCUGCGACGGCUCCAGGAGCUCCCAGGACCUGCGCUGCACUCAAGACGAGUGCGACACUUACUUCAAAAUCUGCCUGAAAGAGUUCCAGAUGGAGGUCACCACCACCGGCUCGUGCACGUUCGGAGCAGGAUCUACGCAAGUUCUCGGUGGAAAUACGUUUUCUUUUAAGAGCGCAAAGAAUAACCCGAAUAAAUUCGACAACGGAGGCAAGAUUUUGAUCCCGUUCCAGUUCGCGUGGCCGCGGAUGUACACGUUGAUUGUAGAGGCCUGGGACUGGGACAACACCACGCGCAACAUUGAGGACGAGCUGCUGAUCGAGCGCAGCAUUCACACUGGUAUGAUCAACCCCGGCGACCAAUGGCAAACCAUCCUGCACGACGGGCCAGUGGCUCGCCUCGUCUAUCGCAUCAGAGUGCGAUGCGACGAAAACUACUAUAGCAACAAGUGCAAUAAGCUGUGCGUUCCUCGGGACGACUACUUUGGCCACUAUCGCUGCGAGCCUUCAGGAGCCCGGGUGUGCCUGGAUGGCUGGAUGGGCUCAGACUGCGGGACAGCGAUCUGCAAACAAGGCUGCAACCUGUUAUACGGCGGCUGCUCUGUCCCGGGGGAAUGCAAGUGUAACUACGGCUGGCAGGGCCAGUUCUGUGAUGAAUGUGAGCUUCACCCCGGAUGCGUCCACGGGACCUGCAAUGUCCGGUGGCAGUGCAACUGCGAGACAAAUUGGGGUGGCAUGAUGUGCGAUAAAGAUCUGAAUUACUGUGGUCGCCACCAGCCUUGUGUCAACGGAGGAACCUGCACCAAUACUGAACCGGACGAGUAUCACUGCGCCUGUCCUCAGGGAUAUUCUGGCAAAACCUGUCAGAUAGCCGAUCACGCCUGUGUUUCCAACCCUUGCGUCAACGGUGGCGCAUGCCACGAGGUUCCCACAGGGUUCGAGUGCCGGUGUCCGCCGGGCUGGGAGGGUCUGACCUGUGCCGACAAUUUGGACGAGUGUGCCUCCAGUCCAUGUGCUCAGGGUGGAACCUGUGUCGACCUGGCGGAUGGCUUCGAGUGCGUGUGCCCUCCACAGUGGGAGGGAAAGACCUGCCAGAUAGGUGAGAUAUCAACACAAACAUUUUAUUUUACCAGAGUCGGUUAAAAAAAACAGUACUACCCGUGUUCAGGAUUUCAGUUCUUUGGCAAACAACUCUUCAUUUCUCCAGGGAAGACGUGUUUUUGCAGGAGUUUCUUUCCGUUUCCUAAAAAAAAUAAAAUGACCUCGGAGACACUGCUCAGAUGUGUUUUUGGAUUUAAAUUGGCAACCAGCAACCUGAGGUCCAUUGCCAGAGUACAAGCUAUCAAUAUCCUGGAUGUGCUGGCAGCUGCCCUGCUCUUUUCUUUUUUUUUUUUCUCAAUGACUUUAUGAGCUACUAGUGUGUCUAUAUCCGGCUGUUUGUUUGUCGCUGUCUGUGGCAUUCGUUUUUACACUACGCCUACCGUCCCAACAAGCGGACGUGACCAGCGUGAAGCCAGGAAAUGGAUUACGACCGGUAAACAAAGUUAGUGUGUGUGUGUGUGUGUGUGUGUGUGUGUGUG
Messenger RNA from Anarrhichthys ocellatus (wolf-eel), 1985 nucleotides. Its product is annotated as protein jagged-2-like. Gene Ontology annotation, biological process: Notch signaling pathway; multicellular organism development; cell communication. Gene Ontology annotation, cellular component: membrane. Gene Ontology annotation, molecular function: Notch binding; calcium ion binding. The transcript is spliced from 9 exons. NCBI's taxonomy places the organism in Eukaryota, Metazoa, Chordata, Actinopteri, Perciformes, Anarhichadidae. Bases 262 to 1548 code for a protein of 428 amino acids. The record is from RefSeq and is a predicted model, not a curated record.